AGCAUGAAAUGCUCAGACUAUAGACUCAUGAUUGGAAUCACAAAACCGAAAAAAAAUAAUUUUGAAGCUGCAGAACAUUUAGCAAUUCUUCAUCAAUUCAACGGAUGUACGGAAAACAAUAGAUUAAAGAUACCAUUGUUGGGGCCUGUUACUCAGUUCAAGGCGAUCGGCAAUUGUAUUGGAGUAGAAAACAGAGGACCUACAACUCCAUUUAUCACAUUGAAAAAUAAUUCAGUCUUAAACACGUUUUGGCUUGAAUGCGAUUCAUUUUCAUUUGACUGUACUAGAAACUAUAUUUAUUAUAAUGUUAAUCAAAGUAUAUUACAGUAUGAUCUCUUAAGUUCAAUGUUGUUCGAAGUUGAAGUGAUACAAAAAAUAGCUGUUAAUGCAAUAUCAAAUCUUUUUCCUCUAACACAUUUAAAUGAUAGAUAUUUGUUAGUAAAAUCGAUUCUUCCAAAUACAUAUGAAAUAUUUGACGUCAAAGAACAUGUUUCUAUUAAGUCUAUACGAUUAACUCCAGGGUAUAAAUUAGUUCAUGUGGGUAAAUUAUCUAUGAUAUUCUCUAAUUCCUGGAAAAUUUUAUUGGUUGCAUUUAAUUAAUUAUGUAAUUUUUUUUUUAUACAUGUAUUAUGAUUAUUGUUUUAAGCUCCAUUAUAAUGCAAUGCUUAUUGUAAAUGACGUUUUGUUGAUUAAUUUUGAAUUAAAAAUAUAUAUGUAUAUAUAUUUGAAAUCAUAAACUAACUAAAUGCUUUUUUUCACUAUGAUUGGGUAAACUUACUAUGAUUGUAUUCAAUAGGAUAAUAUAGAAAUUUGUAGCAUACUAUACUCCGGCUCACAAGAAAAGUAACC
Molecule: messenger RNA, 849 nt
Organism: Acyrthosiphon pisum (pea aphid)
Lineage: Eukaryota; Metazoa; Arthropoda; Insecta; Hemiptera; Aphididae
Exons: 2
Coding region: 4-600 (198 amino acids)
Source: RefSeq, a predicted model, not a curated record